GUUUCACUUCCUCCUCAUGGGACAACAAUUAACUUCACAUGGGGUCCUGUUUGCUGGGCUGUACUCGAUAUACCAAUGUAAUCUAAUGAGACUGACAAAAGGUAAUUUGUGGUAACAAGGAAGGCUAAACCUAAAAUGGGUAAGAAGAAGUCUGCCAUGGGGCUCGGGAGAUCGUUGAUAAAGGAGAGACUCAACGCAGGCCGAGGCAACAAGAGGGGCGAUACUUGGCUCCACACCAGUGAACUGAACGAUGGCUACGAUUGGGGUCGUCUCAACCUGCAGUCAGUGACUGAGCAGAGUUCUAUGGAUGACUUCCUUGCAACUGCAGAAAUGGCAGGGACUGAGUUUGUUGCAGAAAAGCUCAACAUCAAGUUUGUGUCAGCUGAAGCUCGGGCAGGAUUACUGACAGCCGAGGAGAUGGCAAAGUUGAAAAAGCUGCACGAAGAGAACAAACAACUCCUUAGAAUUCCACGAAGGAGAAUGUUCGAGCACUCACCAAGGGGGUCCAGUCUUACAUGGGCUACAAGCUAGGCAGUAUAGGCCAGCGUGAACAGAUAGGGCAACCUGGCACGGAACAGCCGGUGGUCAAACCCUGGAAGAAGCAUGGCAAUAGAAACAAGAAAGAGAAAGUACGCAGACUCACCAAGCACCUGGAUGCCUGAAGAAUAUCUAUAAACUGUUAGAAGUCGCUGAUAGUCUAGAGUGGAAUGGAGUGUUAACCCACAAAGGACUUUUCAAUGCAAUCCACGGGUAUUGGUGCUUUGUUUGUACGUAGAUACUGGUCAACAACAGUAACCUCCAUUGCAUUUUGUAAUAUGGAGAACCAGGGAUAGGUUGCCUUUUGAUAUAAAAACAUUCUGAAUAUUGUGAAUUAUCAUGCAUUGCAGUGACGAUACAUUCAAGCAUUUGAUUAUGAUUGAGUUGUGCAACAAAUCUCACAGAAGUUAUGAGUGUAGCAACAAGAGCAGAGUAGGGGGUCAACUAAAUUCCAGGAUUUUCAUAAAUUGAAUGGAAUUGAGCCUUACUCUGAACCAGAGAAGUAAUCGCUAAGGAGAUCAAUCAAGAUUUAUUUGGUUAUAUGCGUUUGUUACAUAUACAGAAAGGUCAGACUUGAACUUUACAGAGAUAAUGAACUACAGGUAACUGCCGAAAUAAAGGAAACAACAAAGUGUCUUAAUAGGGAGUGGGGCCACCACGAGCAAGAACAGCUUCAAUGCAUUUUGGCAUAGAUUUUACAAGUGUCUGAAACUAUUGGAAGGAUGUGACACCAUUCUUCCACGAGAAAUUACAUUAUGUGGUGGUUGUUGAUGGUGGUAGAAAACACUGUCUCAGGUGCUGCUCCAGAAUCUCCCAUAAGUGUUCAAUUGGGUUGAGAUCUGGUCAUCAAACCAUUCAGUGACCACUCAAGUCCUCUCAUGUGUAUGGGGGAAUUGUCAUCCUAUGGGGCCAUGGUAGCCAAAAUAAUAAAUAGCCUGCCCAGUA
Molecule: messenger RNA, 1482 nt
Organism: Oncorhynchus tshawytscha (Chinook salmon)
Lineage: Eukaryota; Metazoa; Chordata; Actinopteri; Salmoniformes; Salmonidae
Product: large subunit GTPase 1 homolog
Exons: 4
Coding region: 136-531 (131 amino acids)
Biological process (GO): ribosomal subunit export from nucleus
Cellular component (GO): cytosol
Molecular function (GO): GTPase activity
Source: RefSeq, a predicted model, not a curated record